AGCUAUGACGUCACCGUGUUCUAAAAAUAUUAAUCAAGUCAAUUGUUCUUGUUAUAAGAACUUUUAAUAAUUUCGAUCUUUUAAAAACAAAUCGAGAUGAUGAACUAUCUAAAGAAGCUGCGACGGGCCUUUGGAGGCAAGAGAAAAGGAGAUGCUGUAGAACUGAAGAAGGAAAAGAUUCCACUUCUUCAUGUGACUCAAGAGGACGAGGAGGACUUCUUUCGUUGGAAAGUUCCUUUUCAGGAAUGCAAUUUGGUGAAUUGUCAGCCUGAUGUUCAGAAGGUGGUGAAGUUGUGUGAAGAGAAAGAUUUGCUUGUUACCACCGCCAGUAAAGAUGAAGUAACGGAUCAGUCGACUAAAGUGGACUUAGUUUUCACCGAUGUUGAAUUGACACCAUCUCUUCAUCGUGCCUGGCUGGAUGUCAACUACAUCUUAAGAGAGUACGACAUCGAAAGAAGUCUCACUGUUCCCUUGAUGACGAAACCUAUUCUGCCUAAUUUUGCGGGAAAAUUUGAUGUCACUGUUGUGCGAUGCAAUAGCUGUACUUAUUGGUGA
Parasteatoda tepidariorum (common house spider) is the source of this 555-nucleotide messenger RNA. RefSeq lists its product as uncharacterized. The record is from RefSeq and is a predicted model, not a curated record. Lineage: Eukaryota; Metazoa; Arthropoda; Arachnida; Araneae; Theridiidae.